Molecule: messenger RNA, 1272 nt
Organism: Photinus pyralis (common eastern firefly)
Lineage: Eukaryota; Metazoa; Arthropoda; Insecta; Coleoptera; Lampyridae
Exons: 1
Coding region: 1-1272 (423 amino acids)
Source: RefSeq, a predicted model, not a curated record
AUGGCGGCGGCUGCAGACUCGUUAAACGUCUUUCAAAACGCACGUUUUGAUGAGACCAUAAUCAAGUCCGAUAUUCACACCUAUCUCCCAUACGGAGGAUCUUCGAAUUUUGGGCUUUCCAGUGAAAUCCGUAUAUUAAUUCAAAAUCAAGAACUGAUAACCGCCACGUACGAUAGCUUCUUGUACAUAGAAGGAAAAAUUGAAUGGAGUCAGUCACAAGAAGAGGGUGCCAUUGCAAAAACAUGCAACCUAACAAAUAAUUUCGCUCCAUUCCUUUUCGAGGAAAUUCGCUACGAGUUGGGAGGACAAAAAGUAGAUGUGUGUAGGAAUCCUGGAAUUACAUCCUCUCUGAAAGGAUACAUAUCGUAUACGUCUACUGAAAGCAAAGGAAUGCAGCAUUUGGGAUGGUCACCCACAAACGAAUCCGUUCAAGUAGAUUACAACAAAAGCAACAAAGAAAAACAUUUCGCUGUCUGUAUACCGCUAAAACAUUUAUUCGGAAGCAUGGAGGAUUAUCGUCAAGUUAUUGUAAACAUGCGACAAGAAUUGGUGCUAAUUCGAGCUAGAAGCGAUACCGAUUGUUACAUGGGAACCGCCAACGAUGCAGUAAUAUCGUUAACCAAAAUUCAAUGGAAAGUUCCGCACGUGACAGUUAGCGACAGUGCCAAAAUCGGUCUAUACGAACGGAUUAAUAAGGGUGCAACAAUUACAAUACCUUUUCGACAGUGGGAACUGUACGAAUUACCCGCACUGAAACAGGCACAGUCGGAUAUAUGGCCAAUCAAGACCUCAACUCAAUUAGAAAAACCGCGAUGGGCAAUUGUGGCAUUUCAACGUAGCGGGAAGAAGUUUUCGCAUGAGACAAGAGCGGGCGACUUCGAUAACGUCAAAAUUCGAAACCUAAAAUUGCAUCUCAACUCUGAAAGUUAUCCGUACGAAGCGAUGCAUUUAGAUUUUAAUGCAAAUAAGUACAUAACGGCAUAUCAAAACUAUGUAAACUUUCGACGAGAUUAUUAUGCCAAGGAUGAGCAAGACGCUCUGUUUGACUAUUUGUAUUUUAAAAGUUGUCCAAUCUUUGUGCUAGACUGUUCAAAACAAAACGAAUCUCUGAAGCAUUCAACGGUAGAUGUUAAGCUGGAAAUGGGAGUCGAUGGAGGCCUUCGAGGCGGGAACUGUUGCUUAUUGUCUGAUCCUGCACGAUGCACUAGUUCAAUACAAUCCUUUGACUGGAGAAGUGAAAAAACUAUAAGUUGUAUUUUUUUUAAUGUAUAA